CCCGGCCCAGACCGCCCGCGGGCUCCGGGCACCUGUGGCCGCGGGCCGCCCAGGACCCGUGUCGCCCGGCGCCCGCCGGACCAGGACUAGGCCACCCCGCGGUGCCGACCUAGGGCUCCGGCCUGGACCCCGCUGCCCGCCAUGGUCCCGCCCGGCCAGCCCUGAGCCCCGCGCCGGAUUCGGGGCUCUGCCUCCGGCCCCCAGCCCCGCCCGAGAGUCUCCACCAACUUCUGCUCGGAAACUCCACUCUGCCCCUUCUUUUGGCCCAGGGCGACCUCGGGAGCCCUGACAGCACAGACCCUCCGGAAUACCCAGAAAGGGCCCCAGGGUGGUCAGGCGCCUCCCUGGCUCUUUCUGGAUGGAGGCGCCUCCGGAAGGACCCGGCUGAAUGCUUUGGCCUUCACCUGGCGGCCUCUGCUGACCACACCUCCCCGAGUGCAGAGGCUGCCUGGGAGCAGAAAAUGCUGUACCAGCACAGCUGGUUCCUGGCGAUCCCAGUCUGACUGCCAGGAUGGAGCUGGGGCCAGCAACCGAGACCUUUGUGUUGGAGCUGAGAUGUCUUGAGGAUGGGGGUCCAGCGCCUGACACCUUCUCAGGUGGCAGUGGCGGGAACGAGAGUCAGGAGGAGGAAGAGGCUCAGGAAGGGAGCAGCAGCCCACAACAGCCAGCAGUCUCAGCGCCAAUAGCAGCCAAUGAAAUCACUGAGGAAGCCCAGCUGGGACAACACGAGUUGCAACUGCAGCAGUUAGAACAGCAGCCAGAGAUGCAGCCACAGCCACAGCAUGAGCAGCUGCAACAGCAGCAACCACAAAACCAACUAUUGGGACAUCAGCCAGCAUUGCAACAGCAGCAGCAGUCUCAACUACAACAGGAAUUACAUGAAAAUCACCAGUCAAUACAACAUCAGGAACUGAAACCACGACUGCAGCAGCAGCAACAGCAGGAACAGUUACAGCAGCAGCAAGUGCAAGAGCAACAGCUAUUGCAGCAGCAGCAACAGCAGGAACAGUUACAGCAGCAGCAAGUGCGAGAGCAACAGCUGUUGCAGCAGCAGCAACAGCAGGAACAGUUACAGCAGCAGCAAGUGCAAGAGCAACAGCUGUUGCAGCAGCAGCAGCAGGAACAGUUACAGCAGCAGCAAGUGCGAGAGCAACAGCUGUUGCAGCAGCAGCAGCAGGAACAGUUACAGCAGCAGCAAGUGCAAGAGCAACAACUAUUGCACCAACAGCAAGAACAGUUACAGCAGCAACAAGUGCAAGAACAACAGCUGUUGCACCAACAGCGGAUACAGCAGCAGCAGCUGCUACAACAGCAGGAACAAUUACAGCAGCAACAGUUCCAACAGCAACAGCAGUUACUGUUGCUGCAGCAGCAGGAACAAUUACAACAGCAUCAGCAAGCACAAUUACAGCAGCAGUUGCUGCAGCAGCAGCAAGCACAGUUACAGCAGCAGCUAUUGCUGCAGCAUCAGGAACAGUUGCAGCAGCAACAACAGCAACAGCUGUUGCAGCAGCAGCAGGAACAGUUGCAACAGCAGCAGCUGCAGCCUCAUCCACUGGAGCCAGAGGAGGAGGAAGAGGUGGAGCUGGAGCUUAUGCCAGUGGACCUGGGGUCAGAGCAGGAACUGGAGCAGCAGCGGCAGGAACUGGAGCGGCAGCAGGAGCUGGAGCGGCAGCAGGAGCAGCGGCAGCUGCAGCUCAAACUGCAGGAGCAGCUGCAGCAGCUGGAGCAGCAGUUGGAGCAGCAGCAGCUGGAGCAGCAGCAGCUGGAGCAGCAGGAGGUGCAGCUGGAGCUGACCCCCGUGGAGCUGGGUGCCCAGCAGCAGGAGGUGCAGCUGGAGCUGACCCCUGUGCAGCCCGAGCUGCAGCUGGAGCUGGUGCCUGCCGGAGGGGGUGGUGGGGCAGCGGUCCCCGGGGCUCCGGCUGCAGUCGUGGUGGCCCCUCCGGGCUAUGUGGUGCUGCAGGAGCUCAUGGUGCUGCCCGCCGUGGCCGCGCCAACCGUGGUGGCCAUCCCGGGCCCAGCGGGCAGCGCGGCGCUGACACCCGCUCGGCAACGGAGGCGGCGACGCGCCCGGGACCGGCCAACCAUCUGCGGGGAGUGCGGCAAGGGCUUCAGCCGCAGCACAGAUCUGGUGCGCCACCAGGCCACGCACACAGGCGAGCGGCCGCACCGUUGCGGCGAGUGCGGCAAGGGCUUCUCGCAGCACUCGAACCUGGUGACGCACCAGCGCAUCCACACGGGCGAGAAGCCCUACGCCUGCUCUUACUGCGCCAAGCGCUUCAGCGAGAGCUCGGCGCUCGUGCAGCACCAGCGCACGCACACCGGCGAGCGGCCCUACGCCUGCGGCGACUGCGGCAAGCGCUUCAGCGUCUCCUCCAACCUGCUGCGCCACCGGCGCACGCACUCGGGCGAGCGGCCCUACGUCUGCGAGGACUGCGGCGAGCGCUUCCGCCACAAGGUGCAGAUCCGCCGCCACGAGCGCCAGCUGCACGGCGCGGGCCGCUCGCGGGGCCUCGGUUUGCUGCGCAGCGCGCGGCCCCCGGUCCCCAGCGGCCCACAGCGCGCCGAGCCGGCCGCCACGGCCGCGGACAAGGCACCGUGAGGCCGCGGGACCCGGAGCCAGGCGGGGCGGGCCGGGUUGGGAAGCUCGCGGGGCUGAGGCAGGGGCAUAGGCGGUGAUCGUCCGCCUGGGAAGUACCGUGCGGAGUGGGACGCAUGCCCGACCCCGGUUCAUAGUCUCAAGACAUCCUGGAAUAGCCCUGGGAGUGGGGCGGGAGGGAGGCUCCCAUCAACUCCCGGAUUCCUUGAGAAGUGCCAGGUUCACAGAUGAACCCCCAGAUACCAUCCACAGAGAAAAGCCGACCGUGGCCGAAGCAGCACGUGGGAAACAUUGGCUAUUGAGAACCGAGAUUGCCAAGAGGGUCGCCACAUACCCCCGACCCCCAGAGAAAACUGGACUUCGGAGAAAUGAGAGUCAAUAGAGAAAACUCCCAGUGACAGGAAAUUGGUGACAUUGACGCGGACUGAACACUAACCGGGUAAUCAAAUGCAUGUGGUGAACCGCAGAUGGAAAAGAUUUGAUCCUGGUGAAAAUUAUUUCAAGGAGAAAAACGGGGAAAAAGGAAACUUAUCUGCACUAUGUAGAAAACUGAUGAAGGCGUUGAAUUGUCCUCAGUGGCAUUUGCCUUGAAAAUACUUUCUAGGAUGAAAAUUCAUCAGGGUGGAUAUCAUUCUGAUGAAUAGGCCUGUGUUCAUAAACACAGGGUCAGAGUGUCCACGGGGUCAGUGUGCAAAUAAAUGCCGGGAAGCCCUGCUCUGGGCUGAAGGUAAGACCUUCCCUCCAGGGGAACCCAGGGUUCCGGCAGGUGUUGGGGCAGGUUCUAGGCCUCCGUUGCCAUGUUCCCAAGCCCAUUGUGGCCCUUUAACGUCCUCAUGAGUAAAAGCCUGUGGCUGAAGCAGAGGGCACUUGGGGGUGCUCUCCAAGGUCCAGGAGAGGGGUCCCCCCAGAAUGAGCUCGGGGCAGCCCCCCCCCCACCGGCCUCCCUGGGAUCCACCAGCUCUAGGCUUCUCAGAUGCUGUCCAGAAGUUGGCUCCUUAAGACCCAAGGGUGGUGCUGUCCUGGCCCAGGCUACGGAGGGGAGCAGGGCUGCCCAGGCAGACCCUGCCUCGUGGCUGGGGCUGAGGGAGGAAUGUUGGGGACAAGGACUGGGGGCAACAGAAAUGCUCUUUACUGCGUUUACCAAAUCGUCUGGGGCAGGGGGCUGUAAGAGCAGCAGCAGUGGCUGAUGCCUUGUGGGAAGGUGGGGCUGUGGAGGAGUCGGCCACCCCCUGGCCCCCAAGCACUUCCCGCUCCAUCUGACUUCCAACGUUGUGGCUGCCUAGUUCCUGCCCCUCUUCCCUCCCUCCUUCUCCUUUACUAACACAGCCUGCUACGUUUUACACAUGUGUUGGUAAGUGAGAAACAAAAAAUGAAAAAUAAAUUAAAAUGAAGAAAUACA
Molecule: messenger RNA, 3998 nt
Organism: Cynocephalus volans (Philippine flying lemur)
Lineage: Eukaryota; Metazoa; Chordata; Mammalia; Dermoptera; Cynocephalidae
Gene: ZNF853
Product: zinc finger protein 853
Exons: 3
Coding region: 512-2602 (696 amino acids)
Biological process (GO): regulation of transcription by RNA polymerase II
Cellular component (GO): transcription regulator complex; nucleus; PcG protein complex
Molecular function (GO): RNA polymerase II cis-regulatory region sequence-specific DNA binding; DNA-binding transcription factor activity, RNA polymerase II-specific
Source: RefSeq, a predicted model, not a curated record